Eriocheir sinensis (Chinese mitten crab) is the source of this 3513-nucleotide messenger RNA. RefSeq lists its product as uncharacterized. The record is from RefSeq and is a predicted model, not a curated record. The transcript has 4 exons. The coding region runs from base 139 to 660 and encodes 173 amino acids. NCBI's taxonomy places the organism in Eukaryota, Metazoa, Arthropoda, Malacostraca, Decapoda, Varunidae.
UGAAAAUUUUCCUAGCGCAUUUCACACCUCAGUCUAGCGCUAUUGCAUCCUACACAUUUGGCAACACUGCUUGCGUGUGUGGGGCCGAGGAUAAAAGCACAAGCAGCAGCAGGACCGACGCAGUCCCUCGCCAGAUCCAUGGAUCUCUGCCACACAUCGCCGCCCACUCUGAGCCUGCUACGAGAGCGCGGCGCCGGUGGAGGCUGGAGCUCGGGGCUCACUGACUGCGAGGAGGACCAGAAGGCUCGGUGCGGCGCGAGGAAGCCCAAGGUGUUCGAGAUGGGCCCGCUGGAAGACCCUGCCAUGGAGGAGCGUCGGCAGCAGGCCAUCUACACCAGGAGGAGCCGCGAGAACAGGAAGAGGGAAAUAGCGGAACUACAGCGCGAGGUGGAGGCGCUGCGGGAUAUUAAGGAACAGUGCCAAGAGAUGGUUGCGAACGUGAACCGCCUAGCGCAGAGUCAGCAGUGCAAGAUUAAGCAGCUGGAGCAGAGUCUUGCCAACGCUCGCCAACAACUGAGGGCGAGGGACGAGCAGCUUCAGAGUAACCAGGAGAGGCUGAGCCGCAUGAAAACCCACCUCGAGAUGAUCACCGAGGGCUGCGAGGAGAACAGCAUGGUGCGCCGCAUGAUCCUCAACCUGCUCGCUAGCAACACCAGCUAGUGUGCGGGGCCCAUAGUCUCACAUAUAUUGGGGCUUACACAACAACAUAUGACAUGAAAAGUGAAAAUUGCUGCACACAACAGUCUGCCGUCUGCACCGGGAGGCAAGGCAGCUCAAAGCCCAGGCUGUUACAACUCCUGGGCAGUUUUUGCCCAGAGCCAGCAAUUUUUUAGAUCCAAUAGGGAUGGAUUUUUUCUGAGGUCAGGUUCAACAUGCUGCAAGAUGCCAAGAUCUAAGCCUAGUAGAAGAUAUGGGUUACAAGAGAGGAGGUUUGCUCUGGCCUUAUACUAUCAAAGUCCAAAUGCUAAUAGAUUUCUGAGCACAGUAUUUCACUUGCCUUCAGUUUCAACACUUCACUCAUGACUCAGGGGUAUUUCAGUACAUGUUGGCUGGAGCAAACAGACUCUGACAGCCCUGCAGCAAAGAGCACAGGCUUUGUCAAAAGAAGAGAAACUUCGUGGGAUUUGCCAUUAUUUAGUAUUACUGGAGUAUGCAUCUCAUGUGUGGGGGGGCUCCACUCACACAGCUCUUCUGGACAGAGUGGAGGCAAAGGCUCUUCGUCUCAUCAGCUCUCCUCCUCAUACUGAUAGUCUUCUACCUCUUAAAUUCCGCCGCAAUGUUGCCUCUCUUUCUAUCUUCUAUCGAUAUUUCCACGCUGACUGCUCUUCUGAACUUGCCAACUGCAUGCCUCCCCCCCUCCCGCGGCCCCGCUGCACUCGACUUUCUACUCAUGCUCAUCCCUAUACUGUCCAAACCCCUUAUGCAAGAGUUAACCAGCAUCUUCACUCUUUCAUCCCUCACGCUGGUAAACUCUGGAACAAUCUUCCUUCAUCUGUAUUUCCUCCUGCCUACGACUUGAACUCUUUCAAGAGGAGGGUAUCAGGACACCUCUCCUCCCGAAACUGACCUAUCUUUCGGCCACCUCUUUGGAUUCUUUUUAGGAGCAGCGAGUAGCGGGCUUUUUUUUUUUUUUUAUUAAUGUUUACUUUUUUGUGCCCUUGAGCUGUCUCCUUUGCUGUAAAGAAAAAAAAAAAAAAAAACUCAUGUUACGCCAAGAAUUUUUUUCCAUAUACUUUGCCAAAUAUUGCAAGUAAUGCACCAUUGUUGGGCUUGCCUGUUAUAAAUCAGAUCUUGUUCAAUUAACAAGCUUUGGAUGUCUGCCACUUUCCAGUUGUAAUGCAAGGAAUCAUUUAUCUUCCCUGCUAGAUAUCACAUGUAAUGCACCAUUGUUGGUUUUGCCUGUUAUAAAUCAGAUCUUGUUCAGUUAACAAGCUUUAGGUGUCUGCCACUUUCCAGUUGUAAUGCAAGGAAUCCCCUGCCAGAUAUCGCAUGUAAUGCACCAUUGUUGGUUUUGCCUGUUAUAAAUCAGAUCUUGUUCAGCUCACAAGCUUUGAAUAUCUGCCAUUGUUUAUUUCAGGUGUAAUGCUUGGAAACAUUUGUUCUCUCCCCUACCCAACAGUAUGCAAUACUUUAUUGUGGAUUUUGCCUGUUAUGUUUAAUCUUGUUUAGGUAACAAACUUUUGGUGUCUGCCUUACCUAAUAUGUGCUGCAGUGACACUUGGCUUGGUUUCAUGAUGUGAAAUACAGCAUGUAAUUUCAUCACACUAAGUAUCUAUUAUCACGUGUCUGGCAUCAUUAAUGUGGCUUCCAGGAGUAAUCUUGUUUGUAUUACAGCAUGCAACUUUUUUUUGCUUUAUAUGAUAUACAUAAUCACAUAGGUAUGAUUUACAAAAUGUAAUGACAGUUGAUAUUCUUGACUAAUGCCUCAUAAACCGUGUGAAAAAUAAUGCUCUUUUGAGGGGGGGGGGGGGGGGGGACAGAGAGUGGUUUGUUUGGUUGGCCAGUUCAAGGAGUUUCAUAUCAAAUGAUUUUAUUACAUCCAACUUUAAUGUGUGCUAAAAACAUAUAUUUUAUUACAUCCAACUUUAAUGUGUGCUAAAAACAUAUAUUUUAUUACAUCCAACUUUAAUGUGUGCUUCCUGCAAUAAAUGCUACAUGUUUACUGAUGUAGCCUACGAAAUACAUAUCACUCUCUGCCCUGUAAUUUAAUUGGUGUGUCACAUACUGCAGCAUAACUUUCCUGCUAUUUUCUUACACUAUGAGUUGCCUUAUUUUGUCUCAUUUGCUUUUAUCAUAUGUGCCUCCGCUGCAUAGUUGUGCCUACUGAGCUUAAUAUCUUCAUGACCCUGACACCAAGGUCAGAGCUUGUGAGAUCAUACCGUGUCCUACAUUCCAUUUUCACCUCCAGGCUUGGCUGUCUCCCAGGACCACCAAGUUAUUGCAUUCCAUUUAAGACAACUCAUGUGUUACCUUCUUAAUGUCCUCCAUCAUGUAUUUCAGCAUGUUUUAUGAUGCUUUGCUCUUAUAUUGAUGUGCCUUGCAACAUUUUUAUACAGUUUUCAUUGUAUAUAAUGCACCAUUGUUGGUUUUGCCUGUUAUAAAUCGGGUCAUGUUCAGUUAACAAGCUCUGAGUGUCUCCCAUUGUUUAUUUCAGUUGUAAUGCUUAUAGAAGCUUUUGUUCUCUGCCCUGUCAAGCAGUAUGCAAUGCUUGCCAUUAUCUAGCACUUGUACAGUUAGCAUGAUAUUUUUACUCAGCUAAGAGCAUUUUGCAAAAGGUAAAGGUAAGGCUGGGGGCAUACGCUGUAGCAUCGCGUGGCCUCGGUGCUCAUCUCUGUAACAUUGGCCCUUGAGCCUGUGGUGUUAGGGAACCCAUUACCCUGGGACACAGGACCAGUGUGACAUCCGGGUUACCACAGUUGCAAAGGCAUUAUAGUAAUUUAGCAUGCAUAGAAUGUUGUAUGCUUUGCUUGUAUUUAAAGCACUGGAUAUGUUUGCUACACACACACACACACA